Molecule: messenger RNA, 903 nt
Organism: Cryptococcus wingfieldii CBS 7118
Lineage: Eukaryota; Fungi; Basidiomycota; Tremellomycetes; Tremellales; Cryptococcaceae
Exons: 7
Coding region: 1-903 (300 amino acids)
Source: RefSeq, a predicted model, not a curated record
AUGUCCUCCCAACUGCUGCAAGACGCCAUACCCGCCGCCAUGGUCAAACUCGAGGAAGGUAAGAACUGGGCCAAGCAAGUGCCCCGCCGGAAGGUUGUCAUCAUGCUCGUCGCUGCAGUGAGCGUAAUGCUGCUUUUGCACGGCCUUGUCGCGUUCCGGCCUACGCCUGAUAAGGUGUCUAUCAUACAACCCAUCAAGUCAUUCCGCGAUUCCGGCAAGACAUUACGACGCGACUCUUGGAUAUCUGUCAGCGACUACGACAUCGUCCUUGCUCACUAUGACGAAGACGCCAACCUGAUGCGCGAAUCGAUAGACGCCGUCCUCCAACGCCUUCCCGAGGGCAAAACACACCGCACAAUCAUCUACCACAAGGGCGACCGCAACAAGGCCGGGCUGAGGGAGCUGCUGGAGCUUGCGGAUGAGGUGACGCAGAUCCCGAAUGUGGGGAGAGAGGGAGAGACGUACCUUAACCAUAUAGCGAGAGUGUACAACGAGCCCAAGACUGGUCUUGCUGGACAUACCCUUUUCAUGCAGCCCCAUCUGGCCUGGCACUGGGUCUUCAUCCCCCGACUCGAAAAGCUCCUCCGCACCAAUACCGGUUUCUUGUCUUUCGGGCCUUAUAUCAACCAGACCUGUGGACUUGAUGAGAAUGCCAACUCUUUCCCUCGUCUUGCCGAUAUCUACUCGAUGUUCCGGAAUGACUUUUGCCCUCCUGUUCCCCAACUCGCUACAUGGGCAGGCCAAUUCAUCGUCUCCCGCAAACGUAUCCUCGACAACCCCCUCCGAACAUAUGAGAAUCUGAGAUCAAAGUUUCAUGCGGCGCCGGAACAUUGGAUUUGGAAAGAGGGAUGGUGGAAUAACAAGCCUUCGAACCCUACGCUCGUGGCUCGAGUCCUUGGAUAA